Molecule: messenger RNA, 3034 nt
Organism: Thalassophryne amazonica
Lineage: Eukaryota; Metazoa; Chordata; Actinopteri; Batrachoidiformes; Batrachoididae
Product: next to BRCA1 gene 1 protein-like
Exons: 23
Coding region: 107-2998 (963 amino acids)
Biological process (GO): macroautophagy
Cellular component (GO): phagophore assembly site
Molecular function (GO): ubiquitin binding
Source: RefSeq, a predicted model, not a curated record
UGGUCAGGGCGCUGAUGUAAACACGGUCGGUGAGGUUAAGCUCGGUAUCGGUGUCGUUGUCGGUUCAGGUAAACGCCGGCGUGCUGUGCGGGUGUUACGCGCAGACAUGGACGUCUACAUCAACCUGAAGGUGAAUUUCAGGGGAAGUUCUAAGAAUUUCCUGCUUUCCGGAUCCGAAACCAGGAGCUGGGACUCGGUGGAGGCCACGGUGAAGCGAUCCUUUGGCCUCAGCAGCCUUCAGCUGACAUAUUUGGACGAGGAAAACGAGGAGGUGUCUGUUAACAGCCAGGCGGAAUAUGAGGAGGCUUUGAAGAGUGCAGCGAGACAGGGGAACCGACUGCACAUGAACGUGUAUGAGACUCGAGGCCAACCGGCAAGAGUGGCUACCGCCAAGACCAGCAGCACCGAGCCAAAGAAGGGCUUCAGACCGCCCCAGCACUGCCCUGCCCUCGCCCAGGUGGUGAGCCGCAAAGUCCAGGCUGCAGUUCCAGAACAAGGCAUGGUGAUCAUGAAAGAAGUGAAGGGAACUAAAGAAGAAGACAAGACUCCUCCAGCCUGGUUCACGUCUUACAUGGAGAAGUUUAAGGACCAGGUGGUGCGCGAGGCAGUGGAAAAGAUCUGCCGGGAGUUUUCUGGACAGUGCUGCAUCCACAAGCCCCUGAGUGGAGGUGUAGCAGGGGGAGGAGCCAGGAGCGAAGCAGGAGGAGGAGCAGAGACCCAGCAAGUUCCUGAGGUGUCCUCCUCCACCCUGCCUGGUGCUCCAUCCUCCUCCACUCCUCCCUGCUCCUCCUGUAGGGGGCAGACCACUGGAGGAGGGUACCAGUGCAGCGUUUGUACCUCGUGCACUCUGUGUGAACCGUGCAGUUUCUCUCACGAUCCCAGUCACAACCUGGUCAGAGCGAGGACUCCUCUGUCCAUCCCGGAGCAUGGAUCACCUGCUCCAGACCACAGCAGGUUCUACAGGCGAGGCGAUCGAAGUUUCCGGAAAGCAGAGAAGCAACGGCUCAAAGCAGAAAAACGGCUGCUGAAGGCCGAAGUCAAGGAGAUCCGAAAACAGCUGAGGAUGGAGAGGCGGGGCCUACAGUGGAACUCCACCCACAGAGAUGGGAGCUCCUCCCCUGUCCUCCUGCAGCCUCGGGCCACUCAGCACAACAGUCCUGAGCGUCCAAAACGUCCCUGUCCACUGGUGGUCCCAGCUAUGACAGCUGCAUUUCUGGACGAGAACCUUCCUGAUGGAACCCGACUUCGUCCUGGAACAAAGUUUAUCAAGUACUGGAAGAUGAGAAACACUGGAACAAAGAGCUGGGGCGCUGACACAAAGCUGAAGUUCAUGUGGGGGAACCUAGCGGUGGGAUCUGGAGACCGGUGGAAGGAAGUGUCCAUCCCCUUUCUGCAGCCCGGACAGGUCGGCAUAGUGAGUGUCGCUCUGUGCGCUCCGACCACGGAGGGCUCCUACACCUCCCACUGGCGUUUGGCACAUGGUGGGGAGCAGUUUGGGCCCAGAGUGUGGUGCAGCAUCGUGGUUGACCCACUGGCACCAGCACCCAUGAUGGCUGAUGGGAUCCUGGUGUCGCCCUGUGUCACACCACAGGGUAAGAACCCGGUGGCUAAAGACGGAAAAUCAACAUCAAGUGAUCAGCCUCUGAUAUCAGUGGACCAGGAAGAGUAUUUUAUCCCGUCUGUUGACCUGCUUACUGCCCAGGAUCUUUUGUCUUUUGAGCUUCUGGACAUCAACAUUGUCCAAGAACUGGAGAGUGUCCCCAACAACACGCCUGCGGAUAUGACUCCCUGCAUGUCACCUCUACCUCAUGACAGCCCCCUGCAGGACAAGAGCAACUCCUCUUUGGGUUUGAUCCAAGAAGAAACGGAGGUCAUCAAUAGCAUCAUGGAUAUGCCUCGUGGUGCUGAAUCUGGAGCAGAAGGAGGCGGUGUUCCAGCUCAGGAGGAAGGUGAUGAUGAUAUCAGUGGGACUCAGUUUGUUUGUGAGACUGUGAUUCGCUCAAUGACCCUGGAGGAGGCUCCUGACCACACGCCUCUGAGGGCGUCCUGCUCAGGGACCACUAAAGUAUUGUGUCCGGCGGCUCAGGGUGGCGCCCCCUCCUGUGUGAAGAAUAAAAUGAUGAAAACAGAGAAAAGUGCCAGCAGCUGUAAUGCUGCCCUGAAACCACCGGCCACCCUGAAGGUCGUCCUCCCGCCUCCAUUAAAAGCCUCUCUGCCCGCCCCUCUGUCAGUGACCCCGAUCUCAGCACCCGGACCCAGUUCAGCGCCGACCCUGCUUCCUGCUCAGCACGGAUCAUCCAAACUGCAGGAGGCCCCAAAUCCAGGUGAGGGUGAGGAGGGUGUGGCCACAGAGUCCAUGCCGAAGGACGGAGGGGAGAAGAAAGAAGGGAUGAGGAGUCGCUCCUCCUCCACCUCCUCUGAGGAUUACAUCAUCAUUCUCCCAGACUGCUUUGACACCAGUCGACCACUAGGGGAGUCCAUGUAUAGUUCCGCCAUGUCCCAGCCUGGUGACAUUCCAGGAAAGAAUGAACCAGAAAGUGAGUGUUCUGAAGCACCGGCAGAGGAGAGCGAUGCAGCAGCUCCCGCCUUGGCCGCCAGCGUGUCGGGUGCCAGCAGUGCCAAUGACAUGCUGUGCACGUCUCAGACACUGGAUGACGUGCCACUGACACCUGAAGUGGUGGCUCCGCCCACAAACAUCAUCACGCCAAGUCCAGAGAGCAGUGAUGAAAUGGAAGCUGAUGGUGGUGCCAUGGGAGGAGCAGAGGACUCAGACCUAUACCAGACUGAAGACGAAUGUUGUACUGAACAAACCCAGAAAUGUGACACUGAAACUACUGAAGAAACUGAAGAUGAUUGUCCUGAGGACCCAAGACACCCAGGUAUCACCAGCGGCUGGUUAAAGGAGCUCUCUCGGUUGCUGCGUCAGCUUACAAAGCUCUGUUCACUGGACAAGGACCCACACAGCCUCCCGUGGAUGCGUCCACCCAAGACACCAUGAUGGCGGUGCUGGUGGAGAUGGGUUUUGGGGAUCGAC